Molecule: messenger RNA, 1902 nt
Organism: Anoplopoma fimbria (sablefish)
Lineage: Eukaryota; Metazoa; Chordata; Actinopteri; Perciformes; Anoplopomatidae
Gene: ncoa7a
Product: nuclear receptor coactivator 7
Exons: 6
Coding region: 38-766 (242 amino acids)
Biological process (GO): regulation of transcription by RNA polymerase II; response to oxidative stress
Cellular component (GO): nucleus
Source: RefSeq, a predicted model, not a curated record
UAAAGUGUGCUGAUGCUGCCCGUUUUGAGUAACAGACAUGUGGUACCGCAGGGUGCAGAGCUUGACAGAGAAAACAGAAACUAUGAAGCUGCUGCCAGAAAAUGUUAAGGUGCUUUUUUUUGCCAGUGACUGCCUGGAGCCAUAUGUUGAGAUUAUCACAGUAAAGGACUCCAAGCGGCGUCUGAGUCUGUGUAGCUCGGGGGACUCUGAAGCAGAAGAGCCCGAGUACCAGGAGGAGGUGGAAAAUGCUCUCCCUGUCCUGAACAACCACAGCCAGCUGCUGGAUGGCCAACACCUGGAGCGACUUGCUGUCCACAUGCCGGCAAGGACCCAGGGCUACCCAUGGCAACUAGUCUACAGCACGGCCAUCCACGGGAGUAGCCUGAAGACUCUGUACAGGAAUAUGGCUGGCCUAGACAGCCCUGUGCUGCUGGUCAUCAAAGACAUUCACAAAAAGGUGUUUGGGGCUUUUUCUUCCGAUCCAUUCAAAGUCAGUAAAUACUGCUAUGGCACAGGAGAAACCUUCCUGUUCAGCUUCAACCCUGACUUCCAGGCAUACAGGUGGAGUGGCGAGAACUCCUACUUUGUGAGCAGCAACCAGGAAUCACUGCAGAUUGGUGCAGGAGGGGGCGGAUUUGGCCUGUGGCUGGAUGCUGAUCUGUACCAUGGCUCAAGCUUCUCCUGUCCCACAUUCAACAACAAGUCUCUCUCCACACAAGAGGACUUCACUGUACGAGACCUCGAAGUCUGGACUGUGCAGAACUGAGGGCAGAACAUCUGAACAGACGAGCUAAAGUAGAGCCCACUAUCCUGUCUGGAGUCACAAAAUGUCAAGACUUUAAAGGGUAUGUGUGGUUUUAGCCACUAAAUCUGAUACAGCAGAAGCUAUCAUCUGUGCCCCUGGUCCAGAUAAGCCCACAUCCAGUAGCAGAAUCCUGUUCUAGCGGUUCUUGGGCUCACCGUUAAUGCUGGUUUGAUCUGUGCCUGUAAAAGACAAGUGGUCAAAGGAAACCCUGCCAUUCAGGGUCCCGCCUGAUAAACUACUGGGUAUUCAUAAGUAGCCCUGUGCUAAGACCAGUCAGUAACUGGAUUCUGACGCGUUAAGCCCUUCAUGCCCUCUCUUUGUUGUGGGGAGCAUUAUAAUACAAAGUUCACAGUAACACUGUUGAAUAUGAUUAAUUUAACUGCUGUAAGCACAUUCAGGAUUUAAAUAAUUUUCUGUCUAACAGCCAUGCAUGUUUGAGAAAAAAAUGUUUGUUUACAGUAUUUAUCUCUGUGUGUAAGAGUGUAUGAUAAAGGGCUGUAUAAAAUGUUAAGGCUGUAUAAAACGUUAAGAAAAAAAAGGUUCAUACUUAUUUAAUGGUAAAAACACUGUAAUUUGAUAGGACCCGCAAUUACCUAUCUGGACUCUAUUUGUACUUGUAUUUGUUCUAACAUUGGGGCUGGUUUUAAUGUUCUCCAUUUGAAAACUACUGGCGCACCUUACCACUCAAGUUGAAAAAUAAAAGUGUAGAGUUGCACUAUAAACAAUGUAUGAUCUUAUGUGUGCGGUUGGUUGAGGAAGAGACAUCAACUGUCACUUCUGUUUUUGGAAAGUGAGUUACCUGUCUGACCAUUUGCAUUAAUAGGCAAUAUUAACGAAACGUCUUUCACAAUCUAUAUACAUCUAUAUGUAUGUUUAAGGACAUCUUAACAGGAAUGCAAAGCAAAAGUUCUUGUUGUUUCUUUUACUUUUGUUUUGGUUUGUUUGUUUGUUUGUGUGUAUACCAGUGUCUGCCAGGCGGUGCUGGCACUGCCAAUGUUGUUUUGUGGAACCACAUUAAAAGGUUGUCUUUCCUGGUGAAAGACAAUGUUUUCAUAACAAUCAUAUUUUAUUAUGAAUAAACCUUUAAAUCAACAUCA